AUGAGUGGUGUAGUGAGUUUUAAGCUCGUGUUGCUGGGUGAAUCCGCGGUAGGCAAGUCGAGCAUUGCGCUUCGUUUUGUCAAAGAUCAAUUUGAAGACUACCGCGAAAGCACCAUUGGCGCUGCCUUUCUCACGCAGACCGUGCGUCGUGAGGAUGGAGCCAAUGUGAAGUUGGAGAUUUGGGACACAGCAGGUCAGGAGCGAUACAAGUCGCUAGCGCCCAUGUACUAUCGCAAUGCCCACUGUGCCAUUGUCGUGUACGAUAUCUCAGAGACAGACUCGCUGGAAAAGGCCAAGAGCUGGAUCCGUGAACUCCAGCGCCAUGCGGAUACCAAUAUUAUCAUUAUGCUGGUCGGCAACAAGCUUGACUUGGCUGAGGACCAUCGUGCCGUGUCUACGGAGGAUGGCAAAGCGUUUGCAGAGCAGGAAGGUCUCCUGUUCCUCGAGACGUCGGCCAAGACCCCGACGAACAUCAAGGAACUGUUUGAUACGAUCGCCAACAAGCUCCCGCUGGACCGCGGCAUGGGAGCCAAGCGCCCUGCCGCUGCAGGUGGCGGUGCAGCUACGACUUCGAACCGGCCAGCCAAUGCGCCCGUACAGCUGAACGCGACAGCACAGCCGACGAACGAAGAUGCAUGUACUUGCUAG
Malassezia pachydermatis is the source of this 648-nucleotide messenger RNA. Its product is annotated as rab gtpase. The coding region runs from base 1 to 648 and encodes 215 amino acids. Lineage: Eukaryota; Fungi; Basidiomycota; Malasseziomycetes; Malasseziales; Malasseziaceae. The record is from RefSeq and is a predicted model, not a curated record. Gene Ontology annotation, molecular function: GTPase activity; GTP binding. The transcript is spliced from 4 exons.